AUUUGGUCCUCUUAAUGUAGGGAAUCUCAGACACGCACAUCUUUCUUAACUAAUGUACCACGUAGGUGAAAGUACAAAAACAAUCAACUAAACAAUUUUUUAGCGAUAAAGCAAGGUAAGCUAAAUAAUGCUUAUUUUAUGUACAAAAAAACGCAAGCAUGUAUCACAAUGUAAAAUAGCACGUUUCACUCGCCAUAUUGUAUAUAUUCAAACGAUGUGGCGGAAUGCUUGACAUGCGCCCGUCACCAGCCUCAUUAUGACCCCAUACACGUUACGUUCUUCUUGUUCUUUUUACUUUAUAAAUGCCCUGUUUGCUUCGAGAAGACGGAUUCAGAAGUUUCAAGCCAUUUUAACCGCACAUUUUUUGCUGUUUACAAUAAGCUACGAAGAUGCUUCGCUCCAGAAUCUCAAAUUUACCUUUUUUGGAUGGAGUGGACGACAUGUACACGACCACUAACAAGAGGCACUUUAAAUUAGCAGACACCACCGUCGUGCCGAAACAAGACAUUAUCCUUCAGCCUGUCUCACCAGACUUCCAGCACAGAGACCAGAAUUACCUGGGGAAGAAGCACCAGACAGAGACAGCGCUGUCCUUCCCGCCGCGUCCACCAGCUGCUGUCACGCAGCCAAAACUAACCCACCUCACGAUGCAGAGAACCAACUUUAAACUGCAUUCAGAAGACAGCUGUGGAGACUUUGAGGCCACUCAGUCUGAGCUAAAGCCCCUGCCGAUGUGUGCAGCCAAAAUCAUUCGUCCCAUCACUGCAGUCAUGACAAGCCUGCCGGAGGGCAAAUAUCCUGAGCCCACUUAUAGGGCUUCCUACAUUAAACAUAAAGUGUCCCGGACCCUCAGAGCAAAGCAGGCGGCAAAAACAGGUGUCGGAUCAAGUCUAAUCAUGGACAGAAGGGACAGAUACCGUUCCAGUUAUCAUGAGCAGUUCCAGUACAGAUGGUCUCCUCGUCCUUCUCUGUCCGCAGAGAAGCAACAAAUUCAGUGUUCAUCUGUAGCGAUGGGAGAUCAUGAAAAGACAAUGGACAAACAAACAAUGUAUUCUUCCUCAUUCAGACAAUCGGCUGGCCACAGUUAG
Sinocyclocheilus grahami is the source of this 1088-nucleotide messenger RNA. RefSeq lists its product as uncharacterized. Lineage: Eukaryota; Metazoa; Chordata; Actinopteri; Cypriniformes; Cyprinidae. Bases 390 to 1088 code for a protein of 232 amino acids. The record is from RefSeq and is a predicted model, not a curated record. The transcript is spliced from 4 exons.